AUGGCCCACGAGUCGAAAGAGGUUGCAGCCUCUACCAAUUCCCUUGUUUCACCUAUCAGCGAUGAUGACAGGAUUCAGCUGGAGCGUCUGGGGAAGAAACCAGUAUUAAAGCGAAGGUUCGGUAUAUUCGCAACCCUCGGAUUGAGCUGUACUGUUCUUGGAACGUGGGAAGGACUACUUGGAACAUUUAUAACCCCUCUGAAUAAUGGUGGCUCGGCGGGCGCAGUCUAUGCCUAUAUAUUCGCUUGGACAGGCACUGCGUGCUGCUUUGUCGCUCUUUCAGAGUUAGCCUCAAUGGCACCGACAUCUGGAGGUCAAUAUCACUGGUGUGCAAUGCUUGCUCCAAUACGCUGCAUGAAGUUCCUGAGCUAUAUUACUGGCUGGGUCGCCGUAGUUGGAUGGCAGGCCGCAUUUGCUUCAGCUGCGUAUCUGUCCGGUACAAUGAUCCAAGGCGUCGCCGUUCUCGCUCACAAACACUACAAUGCCGCAGCUUGGCAGGGUACGCUGAUCAUGUGGGCAUGUCUCCUCGUUGCACUUGCUGUGAACUUGUCAGGUGGAAAGAUUUUUCCUCGAUUGGAAAAAGGCAUUCUUGUUCUACAUGUCCUAGGCUGCGUGUCAAUCAUCUUGCCGCUGGUAUGUUUGGCCGAUCACAAAACUAAUCAACAAGUCUUCACGGAGUUUCUGAAUGGGGGUGAGUUCCCCACUCAGGGUCUAUCCUGGUUUGUGGGUAUCUCGGGCUGUGUGUUUUCUUUUGCGGGAGGUGAUGCUGUGGUCCAUGUGAGACACACUCUUUAUGAUGCAUGUGACGAUUGA
Messenger RNA from Penicillium coprophilum, 813 nucleotides. RefSeq lists its product as uncharacterized. The coding region runs from base 1 to 813 and encodes 270 amino acids. NCBI's taxonomy places the organism in Eukaryota, Fungi, Ascomycota, Eurotiomycetes, Eurotiales, Aspergillaceae. Gene Ontology annotation, molecular function: transmembrane transporter activity. Gene Ontology annotation, cellular component: membrane. Gene Ontology annotation, biological process: transmembrane transport. The record is from RefSeq and is a predicted model, not a curated record. The transcript has 6 exons.